Tinamus guttatus (white-throated tinamou) is the source of this 366-nucleotide messenger RNA. NCBI's taxonomy places the organism in Eukaryota, Metazoa, Chordata, Aves, Tinamiformes, Tinamidae. The record is from RefSeq and is a predicted model, not a curated record.
ACCAUAAAGAUAAUGGAAGUUCCAGUUAUAAAGAUAAAGAAAACUAGUCCUGAUAAAUCAGAAGAAAAACUAAUAAAAAGUAUUAUUCAUAUGGAAAUUAAAAUGCCCUACAUAAAGAUGGACUCAAUAGAAGAACUUGGAGAUUCUGAUUCCCCAGAGUUUGAGACGGUGUUUGUUGUAGCAGACUUCCAAGAUUCUGUGUUUAGCAACCUCUACAAAGCAGAUUGCCGUGUUGUUGGACCUCCAGUAGUACUGCACUGUGCACAGAAAGGAGAGCCUUUACCUUUCUCAUGUCGUCCACUGUACUGUGCAAGUAUGUUGAACUUGGUACUGUGCUUUACGGGAUUCAGAAAGAAAGAUGAAUUA